This is a messenger RNA of Mizuhopecten yessoensis (Yesso scallop), 2498 nucleotides long. RefSeq lists its product as uncharacterized. NCBI's taxonomy places the organism in Eukaryota, Metazoa, Mollusca, Bivalvia, Pectinida, Pectinidae. Gene Ontology annotation, molecular function: zinc ion binding. Bases 592 to 2202 code for a protein of 536 amino acids. The record is from RefSeq and is a predicted model, not a curated record. The transcript has 2 exons.
UGUAAGUCUGUCGGUUUCCUGUCACUCCACAGGGAAGUUAUUAACUAUGCACAACAGGGAAGUUAUUUACUAUGUACAACUGCAGGUCUAAACAGGUAGAUCUACGCAUUGCCGCAGUGAUGGCCGUAGCCAGAGCAGAAAUUUGUUGAUAUUACUAACUAGUCAGCAGCAUUGUCAAAUUCAGCCGAACAUUUGACUUUUAGUUUUGAUCAAACUUUUACAAUGUUCGCAGGAAGGUUACAGAUUUUUCAGCAAAGCUAGAGGGAAAGUCAUCAUGUGAUUGUGAAUCCCAGGGCUGGAUAACUAUAGACAAUGUAAGUGAACCUUCUGAAGUGUGGAACGGUAAACCUGGAUUCAUCAUCACAGUAACCCUGUGACAUCAGUGAUCGUGAGGUGGUUAUUCAAUAGCGUUUUUACAUUACUAUAAGUUUAACAAACAUAUACUACUGGAUGGGACAGUCAAGUCCAGUUUUCAUUUCUUUACAUGACAAACUCUUAUUUGUGAGUGUUUAUAUUACUGAUAACAAUAUUUAUACAAAAACAACAUCAACAUCUUCAGGAUUUCAACAAAGAAUUUAGCUUUUCAUCAAAAUGGCAACCCCUAUAAGCCAAAUUCCUCUCCGUAUUAAAGGUCAAACGACAUGUAUUCACCACAGGGGCAGACAGCUAGACUUGUAUUGUGAAAAAUGCCAGGAACUGGUUUGUCUAAAAUGCCUUUCUUCUAUUCACAAAACCCAUCCAGUUUGUGAGCUCAGUGAAAUCAGUCCUCAGAAAGAACCAGACAUUAAAAACUUUAUAGACAGAACAGAAAAAAAUGACCUUGUGCAAAUUGGAAAAUACAUCAACUCUACUGAUACGCUCCUUAAAGACAACACCAGUACUUUUGAGAAGCUGUCACAAAAAAUAAAACUGCAAACAGAUCAAUUAAAACAAGAGCUGGACAUGCUUACAGCACAGACACUCUCUCUUUAUUACAAAAUGGAAGAGGAUAAUACCAAGCUGAUAAAGAAAUACAAACAGGACCUGGAGAUGUAUGAGAAGCAACUCAAACAACAAAUUCAAGAAUGUAAAGCAGCUCUCCAGCGUGGUUCACACAUACAGAUUUAUGAUACAUUUUGUGAGAUCCAGUCUCCUACACACAGUCUCCCUGUAAAACCUGUCCUGGGUACUGCCAACUUCACUACAAAUGAAAAUCCUCAAGAUCACUUGAAAACAGCCUUGGGAAAAGUUACCACCUCAGGUCAAGAUCAAACUUUAACUGACCAGGAUCGGUCAGUCUCAACAUCUGAUGAUCAAGGACAGCCCUCUACACAACAACAACAACGGUCAGGAGCAAAGGUGAAGAAAGCAGUGACAACAUACAAACUAUUGCCACAGACCAAGGUAGUGGAGGAGUGGAAGUCUCCAUGUGACAUUGAUUCUAUAUGUCCCACCACUGAUGGUCAGGUAUGGACACUGAGCUAUGACACAUUUACUCUCCUGGACAGGAAAGGUAAAGUAAUACAGGUGGUCGAACACAAUGUCUGUUUCAAUGACAUCAGUCUGUCACCAACCACACACACACUGUGGGUCUGUGAAAAUAAAAACAACAUCAUGCAGCUGGUUACAGGACGAAAGAUACACAGAUUCAGCACCAAGGAGAAUCCCUUGUGUAUAUGUGUUACAGCCAGUAACCAUGUCAUUGUAGGGAUGACCAAACACAUCUCCAAAUUUACCACAGCUGGUAAAAUGGUGUGUUCUACUAUGGCUAAAGGGACUGGGAAACCAUUAGUGUGUACACCACACAGGAUCUCAGAGUGUCCUGUCACUCACAAUGUGGUAGUCGCUGAUUUCAAUAUUGAACGUGAUGGUGGUGAUGGAAAACAACAUGUUGUUGUGAUGGACACUGAUUUCAAGGAGCUGUUUGUAUAUAGAGGUGACAUCCCCAGUACAUAUCGACCAACACCACAAACAAGAGGUAAACCAUUUUACCCCUGUGAUGUGGUGUAUGACAGUGUGGGGAACCUGAUUAUAGGGGACUGUAACAACUACAGGGUCCUACUCAUCAGUGGAGGUGGUGAGUUCCUCAGGAUCAUACACACAGACACAGACUUAACAGUGGCUGUAGGUAUAGACAGGGAGGAUGUCCUGUGGGCAGUGUUUGGGUAUACCAACAAAGUCACCAAACAACUAGUAUAUCUAGUUACCAUGACAAUGACAUGAAUAUCAGAAACAAAGGAAACUUAUCAUGAUUACAAAUCAACUUAAGAUGUGUGACAUUUACAGGAUUAUAAGUUAAACGUCUAGACUACAGAUUGUGAGACAUUCCCAGGAUUAGAAGUUAAAUGUCCUGACUACAGAUUGUGAAAUAUUCACAGUACUAUAAGUAAAAUGUCUAUAAAUACAGAUUGUGUUACAUUCACAGGAUUUUAAGUAAAAUGUCUAGACUACAGAAUGUGUGACAUUCAUUGGAUUUAAAGUAUAACAAGGCCAAUUCUUGUAGUAUGUCUGUAUUAGAU